GACAGUUUGUAUGUUGCGUGAACCGGAAUUGUAAAUUGUAAUUGAAUCAUCCGUCAUCCAUGACCGUCAUAGAAGUCGGAAAUUAGAUAAAUUUUGUGAAUUUCGAUAGUUUAUAGCGAAAUUAUAAAUUUUUACAAUGUCGCGACCAGGAGAUAGGCCAAAUCAAGCACAAACGUACAAGCUUGUUGUGGUUGGCGGCGGUGGAGUUGGAAAAAGUGCUAUUACAAUUCAGUUUAUACAGAGUUAUUUCGUAACGGAUUAUGACCCCACCAUCGAAGACAGCUACACCAAGCAAUGUGUCAUAGAUGAUAUUCCAGCAAAACUAGAUAUCCUAGAUACAGCUGGACAAGAGGAGUUCAGCGCUAUGCGUGAACAGUACAUGAGGUCCGGCGAGGGUUUCCUCUUGGUGUUCUCCGUGGCCGACCACGCGAGCUUCGAUGAGCUGUUCAAGUUCCACAAGCAGAUCCUGCGAGUAAAGGACCGGGAUGAGUUCCCGAUGCUGAUGGUGGGGAAUAAGGCUGAUUUGGAACACCAGAGAGUGGUAACACUAGAAGAAGCGCAAGCCCUGUCCCGCCAACUGAAAAUCCCUUACAUUGAAUGCAGUGCCAAAGCGAGAAUGAACGUCGACCAGGCCUUCCACGAGCUGGUUCGUCUCGUGAGACGCUUCCAAGAGGCAGAGAGGAUCCACAUCAAGUCGGAGCACAGGAAUAAGAAGAAGAAAUGCACUAUCUUGUAACGGACAAACGAUCGGGCUUGGCAUCGGCAGGUAAUGUAGGCGAUUUUGUAAGGGCAUUUUUGUAUUGGAAUAAAAAAAUUGUAAAAAAAAAAUAAAACAUUUUAUACCGAAAGUUCUUUGAAAGGCGGCAAUGGCUGUCCUAUAGUGUUAUAAAGCUGAUGUUCCGGGAAUUUAGCUGGAAUUUUACAGAUAAUUUUAAUAUUCAAACAAUGAAUAAAGAUUUAAACAUUUUUAUUGCGAGAGGUCUUUUAGUAGUACUUUUAACUUCAUACAGAAUCAAAUUAUUGACAGUUUUUAACUGGAUUAUCUGUAAAAACAUAAUAGUUUUAUAAAACGUAAUAAAAUUAUUAUAUAAGAACACUAAUGGUUUUGCAUCUCAUGAUUAUAUAAUUUUUGGUGUUAAAAAAGUAACGAUUUCUAUGAUGAAAUGAUUUAAAAUCGUUCACAAUAUUUACCUGCUGUAAUGGAGAUGAAGCGGAUGUUUAUUUUUAGUUCUGUUUAGGUUGUUUGUGACCACACAAAGAGCAUUUUUUUUUGUUAUUUAUUGUCCCAUAGCGUAAGUUGUAAUAUUUAUGAACUUGUGACAGCUAUUUUGGUCGUCUUUUUUUUUGUAAUGGAAAUUUUUACAUUAGUGUUCUCUUUAUAGAAUUAAAAUAAAAUUUUAGUGAACAGUGUUUUGUUCUUUUUUUGCUGUUUAAUUAUUGCGUAAUUUAUUAAAAAAAUAAAAACCGUAUUAUUUCGGAACCUUUCGGUUAACAAUAAACUAUUUUCAUAUUUGGAAACUUGUACAACAUAAGAUCUCUACAAAUUGAAUAUCGAACCAAAAUAGCUGCAGCAUUAGUUUGAUUAAGCUUUACUUUAGAUGGGCGUAUUUUUUUAAUAUUAUAUAUUUAUUUGAUUAUGAAUACAUCACAUAAUACACAGUAUUGCAAGCACGGAUUAUGAUGCUAUUAUCGCACAAAAUGGUCUAGAAAGUUCUCCAGUUGAUUUGUUGGAUUUAUAAUAUAACAUCAACUGUUACUUGGUGUUUUAAAAUAAUAAAGUCUCUGUGAACUUAAACAUACUUAACUUCUUUUGAAACAAAUAUCAACUUUAUUUGUAUGUCUUGGUGGAUAUUUUUAUUUAACAGGUAAUAUGUGUUCUAAUCCACAGUUACGAUGAUAGUUAUUGAUUUUAGGAUUUCAUUUUUCGUAACCCAAUUGCCUUUUAGCGCACAGAAAUGGUCGCGCAUAACUGGAGUGCAAAUACGUGUUAAUGCCAUGCAUGCUAUCUCAUUCUAUAGAAGGAUGUUUCUUAGGGAUAGACAAGGACAGAUUGUAGGGUUAAUUGUAUGUUUUGUGAACAUUUUCGUGCAAAAAUCCAACAUAGAUAACAAGGUGUCGUUUGUAGAACCUAUAAACAGAUAAAUGGACGAUUUUACGAAAAAGUCAUAUAAAUACACUGAUUGUUAUCAUCAUCAACAGCCCUCAUAAGUUCCCGCUGGGACACAAGCCUCCUAUGAGGGUUUCAGGUCACACAGAUUGUAGUUUAUAUUCCCCAAAUUCUACACUUAAAGAUUAUGACAUUAUCUAUGCGAUUUCACAUGUUGUUAUGUCGUUUGUGUUGCCAGCAUGUUAACUUUUAAUUAAUACCUCAUGCUAUUUAUUAAUGUCACGUAACCGGAAACUAAUUUGCGUAGAUGUAUCUCACAUUUGUAAAGAUUAUCAUGCCAUACAUGGUGUCAGGAAAUCCGUUGUAUCUAGUCUAAAUUGGACAUCGGUAGUUUUUAAAAGAAAAAUUUUAUAUUUUGAAACCAAAAACCAUACUUUCUACAAAAAACCACAUCUUUGUAUAAAAAAAUCUUUAUUUUUUAUCUAAAGCUGUUUUAGUUCACAUUGUUGAAAAUAACACCUUUUUAAUUUAAUGUAAAUAACUAAAAAAAUCGAUUUAUAACAUAAGUAAAUGGGUAGUAUUGAUAGAAAUCAAUAUGGGCCAUUUUACUGCUCGAAAUUACAUGCAACGGAUUGAUAAAAAUGCGAAUUAAAGUCGUAAUUCGUAUAACAAAUUUAUAUCUAUUCUUUAGCAAUUUAUUAAUACCAAAGUGCGUUUCGUUUAGAAAUCAAAGUACCUUUCGCGCUGCGAGGUAAUGGACGCAACUAACUAGUAUAAGUUUUUAUAUCUAAAUGCAUUAUUGUAUAGUGAUCGUUGUUUAUAUUAUAACGUCAAUGUUUAUGGAACUUUGAGUUCAUGCCAUUGUGAGAUUAUGGAUAUAAAGAUUCCAUUCACGUUAAGAU
Messenger RNA from Zerene cesonia (dogface butterfly), 3009 nucleotides. It is a transcript of the gene Ras64B, whose product is annotated as ras-like protein 2. Gene Ontology annotation, molecular function: GDP binding; GTP binding; GTPase activity. The coding region runs from base 137 to 736 and encodes 199 amino acids. Gene Ontology annotation, cellular component: plasma membrane. NCBI's taxonomy places the organism in Eukaryota, Metazoa, Arthropoda, Insecta, Lepidoptera, Pieridae. The transcript has 4 exons. The record is from RefSeq and is a predicted model, not a curated record. Gene Ontology annotation, biological process: signal transduction.